Messenger RNA from Trematomus bernacchii (emerald rockcod), 1860 nucleotides. Its product is annotated as sialoadhesin-like. Lineage: Eukaryota; Metazoa; Chordata; Actinopteri; Perciformes; Nototheniidae. The record is from RefSeq and is a predicted model, not a curated record. Bases 33 to 1163 code for a protein of 376 amino acids. The transcript has 8 exons.
CUGAUUUAUCAUCAGAGACGCGAGGAGCAGCUAUGAGUUUACCAGCGAGAGGAUUUGUAGUGUUCCUUCUCUCUACACAAGUGGUUCAGGGUCAGGAUGACUGGGGAGUGACUUACUCUUCUACUGAGACCUGUGCAGUAAAAGGAUCAACAGUGGAAAUGAGAUGCACCUACACAUACCCAUUCAAAGUGUGGUUUACCAUAGUUGAGAAAACGUUCUGGUUUACUAAAAAGGAAGAUGGUGAACUUGUAGAUCUGAAAACAGACUCAGAGUAUGUAGGUCGUGUAGAGGAUCGCUGUGAAAACAACAUCUGCACUCUGAGAAUCAAAAACCUGACAGAGAGCGACUCAGUUGAGUACUGGUUCAGGAUAAUCAUCCAAAAAGGUGGAUCAUAUAUUGGUUCACCUGGAGUCACUUUGUCUGUCACAGAUCUCCAGUUGAAGGUGAGCAGAGCGUAUUCAGACCAUGCAGAGCUGAAGUGUCAGACCAGCUGUCAUGUACCUGAUAAUACUUCCUACAUCUGGUACAAGAAUGGAGAGAAACUUUGGACAGGAAUAUCUUACUCUCGUUUAGUCAACUUUGGUUCAGCAGACAUCUAUUCCUGUGCUUUAAACGGACAUGAGAAUCACCGUUCUCCUCCAGUGUAUCCUCCAACACUUCCCUCUGUGUCAGUGAGUCCCUCUGCUGAGAUAGAGAAGGGCAGUUCAGUGACUCUGUCCUGUAGCAGUGAUGCUAACCCAGCAGCUAACUACACCUGGUACAAGGAUGAAACUUCAUACUCUUCUAUUCUGAAUGAAGAACCACAGUUUGUCUUCAGCUCCAUGCAGGCCUCUGACUCUGGAGAGUAUUUCUGUACAGCUGAGAACGAGCUGGGAAGGAGGACAUCGGAAACGUUUUUUAUUGAUGUGAAAUAUAAAUCCCCAAUGAUCAUGAACAUCACCAGGUUGGUUCUGGUGGUUCUGGUGGUUCUGGUGCUGAUUCCUCUGCUCCUUUUCUUUCUCUGGAUGAGGAAGAAGAAGGCUUCGAGCUCCACCACUGAAGCAAAUGAACCCAUAGAGACUGUGGAGAUAGAUCCUUUUUCUGUGUAUGAGAACGUCUCAGACCUGAACAUGGUCUCUGCAGAACAGACAGAAGAACCAGAGGAGCAGGAGGACCUGGUGUGAAGAUGCAUCAAACCAGAGGGAGACUCACCUGGAUGAAACAGAAAGAAGUGAAACAUUGAAGAGGAAACAUUUACCCUCAAGUUUUCAUGGUGUUAAGUAACAGUAGGUAGGAGUGAAAGCAGUCAGAAACAACAUGUACAGGAGAUGGAGUAAAAUGUUUAUUUUAAUGAACAGUAUAUACACACACUUUACUGCAAGAGUGGGGGUGUAAACAGAAAUGUGCAUCAGCUUACAUUUAGCACUCUAACUACUUAUCAUAUUUGCAGCAUUCCUUCAAUGUGUAUACAUUUUAUAGUGAAAAUGUCAUGAUAAAAGUAAAAUUGGGGAAAAAAAGAAACCCUCCCCUAUGUCCCCAUAAGGGAGGCGAGUCCCCACACGUGACUGUAUAAACAGAUCUAGGUCCCCACAAGGAUAGUAAUGCUAGAUCACACACACACAGGUUGAUUCUUCAAACGCCUUACUUAUUGUUGAAUUGUGAUCCUCAUAUUUAAUCCAUUCAUUCCGCCUUUCCAAAUAUUUGUAUACGUAUUUGUAUAAAUAUGUAUUAUUUUUGUAUUUCUAAAAUGAUGCUUACAUUUGACUCCUUGUUGUUUAAUGAAGGUUAAACCAGUUCCUCAUUCUCUUUCUCACAGCUGUUCUUCUAAGUAUUCUUUAUAAAUAUCUGUAACUUGCUUCUUCCUCUUUUAAAAAAUAUUUA